AUGACUCAGAGUAGCAUUCCGAUCAAGAUUGACUCUAAGGAAGUCUCACAAAACCUACUAAAUCAAUAUGAUACUUUUUUGUUUGACUGUGAUGGAGUUUUGUGGUUAGGAACUCACUUGCUGCCCCACAUAAAGGAGACACUGGAGUUGCUGACCUCGCAGGGAAAAACAUUAUAUUUUGUUACAAAUAACUCAACUAAGUCGCGCGCUGCUUAUGCAAAGAAGUUUGCAUCUUUUGGAAUUGUUGUUGGCGAGGAUCAAAUAUUUACGUCAGGCUACGCCUCUGCGUUGCACGUACGGGACUCGCUCAAACUGAAGCCAGGCCACGAUAAAAUUUGGGUUUUUGGAGAGCAAGGGAUAGUCGACGAACUUAAGCUGAUGGGUUUUGAGUCCCUGGGAUGCAACGAUUCGCGGUUGGAUGAAACCUUCGACAUUACCACUUCUCCUUUUAUCAAAGAGGGGCUAGACCCAGCCGUUAAAUGCGUUAUUGCGGGUCUCGACACCAAAGUGAACUACCAUCGUCUGGCCAUCACCUUACAGUAUUUACAGCAGCCGGAUGUUGAGUUCGUGGCAACCAAUAUUGAUUCCACCUAUCCCAACAAGGGAUACGUUUUGCCAGGUGCUGGUUCUAUGAUCAAUUGCGUCGCAUUUGCUACUGGCAGAGAGCCCGCGGCUUGCGGCAAACCUAAUCCAAACAUGCUAAACGCCAUUGUUACUGCGAAGAACUUGGAUAGGUCGAAAUGCUGCAUGGUGGGCGACCGGCUAAACACUGACAUUAGGUUUGGGGUAGAGGGGAAACUAGGUGGGACGCUAUUAGUUCUUACUGGUAUCGAAACAGAAGCCAAUGCUACUGACGCUUCUGGCGAUCAUCCUCUACCAAAAUACUACGCUGACAAGCUUGGCGACAUCUACGAAUUGAUAAACUAA
Molecule: messenger RNA, 927 nt
Organism: Lachancea dasiensis
Lineage: Eukaryota; Fungi; Ascomycota; Saccharomycetes; Saccharomycetales; Saccharomycetaceae
Source: the annotation of a GenBank genome assembly